Molecule: messenger RNA, 1929 nt
Organism: Strongylocentrotus purpuratus (purple sea urchin)
Lineage: Eukaryota; Metazoa; Echinodermata; Echinoidea; Camarodonta; Strongylocentrotidae
Gene: eogt
Product: EGF domain-specific O-linked N-acetylglucosamine transferase
Exons: 16
Coding region: 161-1747 (528 amino acids)
Cellular component (GO): endoplasmic reticulum lumen
Molecular function (GO): protein N-acetylglucosaminyltransferase activity
Source: RefSeq, a predicted model, not a curated record
GGGUCAGCGUGUGAUGGGGAUCGGACCGUAUACCGGUAUCGCAUACAAAGAAUGGAUAAGGGUGCACAAAGGUCAAAGUUAAACAGGAACAAAACAAAGCCAUGUUCACCUCUAUAUUUCACAGCAAGCAAGGUGGUGCUCAGCAGAAGCUGUGCGAAACAUGAGCAACAUGGGUAUGGAGUCUGUCUGGUUGCUCUGUGUUGCUUUCUACGUUGGUUCAGCUUUCUCCCAAGGAGUUUCAGAUGGAUCUUCAAGAAAGUUUAAUGACCCCAACCUUCCCCCAUCCCAAUACCCCUUUUUCUUUCAAAGUCACCCCGAAAUGGCAGAGGAUUGUAGGCUAGACGAAAGCUGUCCAUACAAGGCAGAUUUAGAUCAGGCGAGGUGUUGGGGCUAUGAAGAAGGGUGCCUUGUCAGCCAGUAUCCAAAUUUUCCUGUUUGUACAGAACUAGCUAUAGGUUGGGCGAAGGAUAUUGAAGAACAACAGGAACUGUUUUGGACCCAGGCUGAUUUUGGUUUCAUCAAACAUACUAUAGAAACAAUGAAAGUUAUAUGUGAACCAAAGUCAGAGGAUGAUUCAUUACUGGAGUGCAGUGAGCUCAUACGUCACUGUCGAGCCAAGAAUUUAUACCUUGAUCUCAGAAAGCUUGAAUCUGCUCACAAUCGUAAAAGAUUUAGUGUGGAAGCUUUCAACAAGCCAGGUGUAGUUGGUGGCCACUGCAAGCUGGACCGAGACUACCUCAAGUCUCAGAGUAAACACUUCUCAGAACUACAGUCAUGGUAUGGAGAGUUAAAUGAAUACACAGAGACUGUCUUCAAGCCUGUAAAACACAAGAGAAAGUGCGAUCUAGUGAUUACUCGUCCAACUAUCUUCAUGAAAUUUGAUUCAGGUGUCAAUAUGUAUCACCACUUCUGUGAUUUCAUCAAUCUUUACAUGUCUCAACACAUCAAUGGAAGCUUUUCACAAGACAUCAAUAUUGUUAUGUGGGAUUCAAGUAACAUGGUGUAUGGGGAUCUAUUUUUUGACAUGUGGUCAGUAUUCACAGACACUCACUUUCUGCAUUUAAAAGAUUGGGAUGGCAAGAGAAUAUGCAUUGCUGAUGGAGUCUUCAGUCUGUUGCCACGUAUGCAGCGAGGCAUGUUUUAUAACAUGCCUCUGGUGCCUCAUUGCCAGGGCAGCAGCCUGAUGAGAGCAUUCUCACAGCAUGUACUGCAUCGACUUGGAGUGACACAAGAAGGACCUAAGAAAGACAAAAUACGAAUUACACUUCUUGACAGGCAGACCAAGCACAGGAAUAUUGUUAACCAAAAUGAGUUGGUAGAGGAGCUACAAAAUAUGCCUGGGGUGGAAGUCAAUGUAGUUGUAUACCACUGGCGAAACAUGAAAAUUGCUGAUCAACUUCAGAUUACACAUAACUCAGACAUCUUCAUUGGUAUGCAUGGAGCUGGAUUAACUCAUCUACUCUUUUUACCAGACUGGGCUGUUAUCUUUGAAAUUUCUAACUGUGAAGACGAGAAUUGCUACAAACACCUGGCUGCUAUACGAGGUGUUAAGUAUAUGACAUGGGAGGAUAAUGACCUGGUGCAGAAACAUAAUGAGAUCGAUCACCCAGCCCUGGGCAAGCCACAUCCCAAGUUUUGCGACUAUAAAUUUGAUGUGCCAGAGUUUAGACGCCUUAUCCUGCAGGCCGUAGCACACGUCAGGGAUCAUAAAGCUUACAGACAACCCCAUGAAAAGGAUGAGCUUUGACAAGCAGCAUCGUAUUCUGCAAUCUGGUACUGCUUUUUGUGUCUAUGAUUAUUUCUACUUGUUGGAUUCAGGGUGGAUAGGACAGAUUUGUUUUCAUAUUGCGGUGGUGGUGGUGGUUAUUUUACCUGACUGCUAAGAAAGCAUAAAUGCAUGUAAGUAAGCAACCAGACGGCCGACGGCUU